UGGAGUUAGACUGCAAGCAACUAGGAAGUAUUGUCAUUCGCCUCACAAAACUUGUUACAUUCAUUACUACCUGUACAAAUUUGUUCAAUUCUCUCCGAGGGUUUUAAACAAGGAACAAUAAAUUUAGAUUACUUUUUAGGAAGUACUUUCGGAGUCAAUUCUAAUGUUCUCGCAGUACAAGCAAAGUUAAACUGUCCUGAUUACAAGGUUGGUGCCUUGUUCAUUGUAUGGAAGGUCAAUGAGCAGGGGCUUCUCUUCUUGUCUAUACGCCCCACCAGACAUUGCCUUAUCAAUAUGGCAUCCAUACAGAAAAUAAAGUGGAGGCGCUACUUCCUUGUCUUGAUCACUGUCAUGAUGCUGGUGGAAUGCAACGAUGGGAGUAAGGAUGGACAGCUUUCAUCCUACCUCGGAGCUAGUUUUUAAGAUGAGUCAGGCAUGGCGCUCAACCAGAUGGUGGUCAGCAAAGAAAGUGGAACAGACUUCGUUUACAUUGGAGGAGUCUCAACACUUUAUCAGCUUUACUUGAAUUUGACCCUACUGCAGCAGGAGAGCACAGUUCCAGAUGAUCCAACAGAAUGUGAGGACCCAGCAUGCCUGUAUGAUACCAAGAUCUUGGAGGUAGCGCCGGCACCUGUUAGUAAGCUCGUUCAGUGCGGCGGACCAGAAGGCAAAUGCGAACUUAGGAAUUUGAUGGAUAUUUCAAGAGAAUUUGGUUACACCCGCAACGUCGUAGUAUCUGUAAAUGAAGAUAUGUCUGCAGGAGUUGUCGCAGUUCGAAAGUCUGGAGACCGUCCGGUAAUCAUGUUUGUUGCCCAAUCCCAACCCCGAGCCGAUAGCAGUGAGCGACCAAUCACUCAAAGAGAACUGAUACGCUCAGAUAAUCCAGAUUACAUAUUUGAAUAUACAGGAGAAAUAUAUGGUGUCUCUGAUCCAGUUAAUUAUAUUCAAGGAGUUUCCUGGGAGACUUAUAACUAUUUCAUUGUACAUAGUGGUUCAGAAAAGUCAAGACUAGGUAGAAUCUGUUCAGACAAUACUCAAGUUGAACUUGAUGCAUACUCUGAAAUCACAUUGUCGUGCCAGCCCGGGUCGUAUAGCACUCUUCAAGCAGUCUAUAUUGAUUCAAAUGAUGUACUGUAUGGUGUCUUCACAAAUGGAACACAUUCGGCCUUGUGUUCAUACACAAUGUAUGACAUUCAGGAUAAGUUUGUUGAUGCUACUUGUGGCUGUGUUAUUAGUUCAGAUGCAAGCUGUAGUGGAACAGGGAUAUCAUACCUGAGCACAAGCUCUUCCUGCCGUAAAUCAAACCCCGGCACAACUAGAGAACAAAUUGAGGAAAAUCUUCAGUGUGACAGCAGUUAUGGCAGUUCCAGUUACAAAUAUGCACAGGCUACAAGUCCCCUCAUUGGAAUCCCUCUUGCAGCAGAUCUUCCUGGACUACAUUCCUCUAUCGUCACCCUUAAUAAAGGAAAUGAAAUUGUUGCCUUGGUUACCACCUCAACAACAUCAACUGCUACUCUCAGCAAGAUUCAUGUACAGCCUGACAAUACUGGGAGACUUUACGAAACGGUCAAUUUUGAUGUUGGUGGGCACAUCUUGCAUGAUGUACAUAUCAACCAGGAUAGCGAGGAGCUGUAUAUUCUGACUACCAAGGAGCUUAUGAAACUGGCUGUUGUCAAUUGUAGUCAGUAUUCAAGCUGUGAUGAGUGUCUCAGACCAACCACUGAUGACGGAGAUCCUUUCUGUGGCUGGUGUACAUUGGAAAGAAAGUGUAGUAAAUCCAACGAAUGUUCGAAUUUUACCUGGCUUCAGUAUAACCAGGACUGCAUUUCCAUUAACAACUUGGAUCCUCCUUUCCAGGAAUUAGACAGCGCUCCUCUGAUGGUUUCAUUCAGUGUAUCUCCACUCACAUCCCUUCAAUCUGACUCCGAAUACACCUGUCGGUUUAAUGAUGUUGUUACCGAUACUACUAUGAAUGGAAGGAACUUUACUUGCAUGACACCUGCAGUUGAUGUAAGGCCAGUCAUACCAGAUGGUGAAAAUUCUGUUACCAUGAUGCUUGGUAUACAUUCUAGUGCAACAGAUAAUAUCAUCGUGGUGCAAGAUUUUGACUUCUUCAUGUGCUCUGCAAUAAACAGUUGUUCAGAAUGUGUAGAAAGUGGUUGGGGUUGUGACUGGUGUAUCCAUGACGGCACAUGUACCUUGAAUGGGUUAAGUAGCUGUUACCGCUCCUACCGAUGGAACCUUUAGCGUAAGUGAAA
Strongylocentrotus purpuratus (purple sea urchin) is the source of this 2258-nucleotide messenger RNA. Its product is annotated as plexin-B. The record is from RefSeq and is a predicted model, not a curated record. Gene Ontology annotation, molecular function: semaphorin receptor activity; protein binding. Gene Ontology annotation, biological process: regulation of cell migration; semaphorin-plexin signaling pathway involved in axon guidance; regulation of cell shape. Gene Ontology annotation, cellular component: semaphorin receptor complex. The transcript has 9 exons. Lineage: Eukaryota; Metazoa; Echinodermata; Echinoidea; Camarodonta; Strongylocentrotidae. Bases 436 to 2247 code for a protein of 603 amino acids.